Parastagonospora nodorum SN15 is the source of this 120-nucleotide messenger RNA. RefSeq lists its product as hypothetical. The record is from RefSeq and is a predicted model, not a curated record. The transcript has 3 exons. NCBI's taxonomy places the organism in Eukaryota, Fungi, Ascomycota, Dothideomycetes, Pleosporales, Phaeosphaeriaceae. The coding region runs from base 1 to 120 and encodes 39 amino acids.
AUGACCAUAGGCAUGUGCAUGCAGGUCGAAUCGUACCGGACGACAUCGGUACCGAGGGCGUUCAAGCGAGUCGCGACAUACCAUAGGGAUUUGACGCCGAACAAGCCGUGUCCCGGAUGA